GGAGAGAAAACUAGAAAAGCGGGAACGUCAAUGAAUGAAAAAUCGAUUAAAAUAAUUCGCGAUCAGAUUCGAGAGACUCAGGAUAGAAAAUAAUAAUAAUAAUGAGCGCGUAUAGUUAGGGAUCUCGAUGUCAAAAGACUUUAUGAAAUUUUGAUAUUAAAAGCAAAACAGUGAUAUGUCCGUGCCUAUUUUACGCGUGUGUCCGCAAUUACCGGCGGUGAUUGCCUUCGGAAAUCCUUUGCUGGAUAUUAUCGUCCGAAUGAAAGGAAUGGAAGCAGUCCACGCAGUCCACCUUUUGAAUAAAUAUAACCUCAAAAUGGAUGGUCAAUCUGAACUUUCGGCCGACGAGAUGCAUGCUCUUCUGGAAUAUUUACCCCAAGAAUUUGAGCAAACACCAAGUCCCGGAGGAUGUGCUCAAAACACUUUGAGAAUGUUGCAGUGGCUUUGUGGAGGUCCAAACGAACCUCACGUUGGAGUUUUUUAUGGAGGACUUGGAAAAGAUGCCCGGGGAGUAACUUUAGAAAAAAUUGUUCGAGCUGCUGGAGUUGACGUUCAGUACGCUCUACAUCCAACUCUUCCAACUGGAAUUUCUGUAAAUUUAGUAACGGAUUCUUGGCAAACGCUGACUGCAAAUUUAGGAGCAGCUGGCGUUUAUACUCUUCAUAAUUUGCAUAAUAGUAGUUUACCUUUAGAUACUGUAAAAAUAAUUUAUAUUGAAGGAUUCUUUAUAACGCACAGCCUCGACGUUGCCAGAGAAGUCGUAAAAAGGGUGAAAGGAAGGGAUGUUAUUAUAGUAUUUAACUUGUGUGGCGAUUACAUUUUUGACAAUCAUUUACCUGCGAUUCUUGAAAUGGUAGGAAUUUCUAAAAUAGUUUUUGGAAAUGCGCAAGAAAUGAAAAUGCUGGCUUUUUCACUGAACAUCCAUUACGAAGAUGCUGCACAUAUUCCAUUUUAUUUAAAUAGUAUCAACAAAGUUACGGUCAGCAUUUCGAGUUCAGAGUCGAAGGACUGGCUCUCCACCGAUGGAAUUUUUGUAAUGACUCAGGGUGGACAGGGCCCUGCGAUUGCUGUCUGGGGCCACGGACAAUCUGUUCAGGUUCCGCCAAUAGUUCCUAAAGCUCCAAUUGUAGAUACAACCGGCGCUGGAGAUGCACUCGUGGCCGGUUUUCUUGCUGGAAUUUUGGCUCGUAAAGAUCCAAAAACAUGUCUUGAGUGGGGCUCGAAAAUGGCAUCGUUAAUAAUAACGAGGCUCGGCGUCACAAUACCGAAUGGAAUACAGCCAGACUUUUUACAGUAAUUAUUUUUAAAUCCAUUAACCCACAGUAAAACAAGAAUUGAUCCUCAUUUAGGGUGACCCCAAAAAACCCGCAUAAUAUUCUUUUUUUUUUAAUCCUUCACUCGCUAACCUUGUUCCAUUUAGGGAAAAACGAAUAUUUUUAUUUAAUUCAAAAAAUAAGUAAUAAAUAAAUUUGUUCACUGAGUAGAAGAAAUUUAGGGGAAAGGAGUUAUAAAAAAUAGAAUUUUUCUGGGUCACCCUAAUCCUCAUUCUUCAAGAAAUCUUUAUUUGGAAAAGAUUUCAAAUUUUACUGAAAAUCUGAAUUAGUACAAAAUAGAGGUAUUAUUUUCCUGUUAUCCUAAUAAGUGAGUUUAGCGAUUUAAGUGUUGUUGUGCAUUAUUGUACAUUAUCGUUUCCGUAGGUAAUUAAUUAAUAGGAAUCCUUCUUUUUUGGGAACUGAAUGAUACAGUUUCAAUAGAAUAGGUCGUGAUAAUCGCCAGGAAUUGAAACCAUAGGGAAAAAUAAGAAAAUUAAAGAAAAAAUAGAAAAUUAAAAGAAGAUAUUUUAAAUGCGUACCGUUUUUGUUGAAAAUAGAAUUUCAGUCAAAGUCUGGGACUCUUUCCUCCAAUCAUAGUCUUCAGUUUCAGUUCCUGGUUUAGCAGAUAAUUCCAGAUGUACAAAAAACAAUUGUGUAUAGACAAAGUACUAUUUUCUCUAACAAACUUCAGAGGUAAAAAUAAUUGAUGUGCUUCAGAUAAACUUUACAGCGAUGAUAAAUUUAUUGGAUUAUUGAUUAAACAGGUCGUCAAAAUUUCAUAGAUUUUAGAUUGUUUUUAAGGAAAUGAAGUGCAAUUUACUUGUUAAUAAUAAAUGUAUUAUUUAAAGUUGUUAAAUAUAUAUAUUAAAAGGGUAGCCACCUUCUCGGGAGAAUCGGGAGAUCCGGGAGCAAGCCGGGAGAGAAAUAUGACUCCGGGAGAUUUUCCGUAUUUCAUCAUUCGCGCAUUUUGUAAUUCUUGAAAUUUUCUAACUAGAAAGUAUAUAAUUUUCAAAGUGUUUAGAAUAAUUACAUUCUAAAGGAUCGCUAUGUUUCUCGCAGUAUUUGAAAUUCUGAAAUUAGGAAUCGUGAAAAUGACAGUGACUUUUUAUUUGACAGAAUCACAUCUUUUAGUAAAAAAAAUCUACACAGUUGUUUUAAAUGUCACUUGAUUUAUUAAUAAUGUAUUUAUCGUUUUUAAAAAUUCAAUAAUUUAAGUUA
Molecule: messenger RNA, 2531 nt
Organism: Belonocnema kinseyi
Lineage: Eukaryota; Metazoa; Arthropoda; Insecta; Hymenoptera; Cynipidae
Product: adenosine kinase-like
Exons: 5
Coding region: 176-1297 (373 amino acids)
Biological process (GO): purine ribonucleoside salvage
Cellular component (GO): cytosol; nucleus
Molecular function (GO): adenosine kinase activity
Source: RefSeq, a predicted model, not a curated record